Messenger RNA from Nothobranchius furzeri (turquoise killifish), 1551 nucleotides. RefSeq names its product tropomyosin alpha-4 chain. Lineage: Eukaryota; Metazoa; Chordata; Actinopteri; Cyprinodontiformes; Nothobranchiidae. Gene Ontology annotation, biological process: actin filament organization; muscle contraction. The record is from RefSeq and is a predicted model, not a curated record. Gene Ontology annotation, molecular function: actin filament binding. Gene Ontology annotation, cellular component: actin filament.
GGAACGUCACUUCCUGUGGAGGGAACGUAACCCGGAAAAGGGUGUUGGCCGAAGAAGAAGAAACCGAGCCAGAACCAGAACCGGGUUGAGACAUCGUUCGGCUGAAACUCCACUAAACUUAUCGAGUCUCACGGACGCAUUUUAUUAACUUUUUUUUUUACAUCAGAAAGCGAAAAGUUCCGUUAGCCGCUAAUAGCUAACUGUGAGGUGAGACUCGAACUCUGGUGAAGUUUCUGAAGACAGGAGAAGAUGAGUGGAGGGAUGAACAGCAUCGAUGCGGUGAAGAAGAAGAUUAAAGUGCUGCAGGAGCAGGCAGAGGAGGCGGAGGAGAGAGCUGAGCGGCUGCAGAGGGAGGUGGAGAAGGAAAAGAGAACCAGGGAGGAGGCGGAGGCAGAGUCAGCAGCUUUGAAUCGGCGCCUUCAGCUCAGCGAGGAUAAUCUAGACCGGGCUCAGGAGAGACUGGCCACUGCCCUGCACAAACUGGAUGAGGUGGAAAAGGCUGCUGAUGAGAGCGAGAGAGGGAUGAAGGUGAUCGAAAACAGAGCUCUCAAGGACGAGGAAAAGAUGGAGCUGCUGGAAGUGCACCUGAGGGAGGCCAAACUGAUUGCAGAGGAGGCGGAUCGUAAAUACGAAGAGGUGGCUCGUAAACUGGUGAUGGUUGAAGGAGAGCUGGAAAGAGCUGAAGAGCGAGCAGAGCAAGCUGACAGCAAGUGUCGGCUGAUGGAGGAGGAGCUGAAAACCGUGUUCGCCAGCGCCAAGAGUCUGGAGGCACAGGCUGAGAAGUACUCUCACAAGGAGGACCGCUAUGAGGAGGAGAUCAAGAACCUGAGCAACAAACUCAAGGAGGCGGAGACCAGAGCUGAGUUUGCUGAGCGUUCAGUGGCCAAACUGGAAAAAACUGUGGAUGAGCUGGAAGACGCUCUGGCUGCAGCCAAAACCGCCAACAUGGAGCUUCAGGCGACUCUGAAUCAGACCAUGGAUGAGCUCAACUCCUGCUGAAGCUCCUCCCACUGCAUCACCUGGCAGGACGCCUCAGAAGCUGUGCUGCUUAACCUCUUGCUAAAUCUCGCCCUAGUCUUCCCACUCUUCUAGGGGAUAGGAGGGGGUGUGGCCUCCUCACAUCUCCCUCUGGAUAAUUCCUGAUGUCACACAUUCCUCGUCUUUGAUGCCACAUUUAAACUCUGCUUUAUUUUAUUUGUCCCCCCCUUUUCUACCCUUCAUUACAGGAGGUGACGAUGACUAACGGGGUUCCCCUCAUUUAUAACUAACGACUAAUUCAGUGUUUCUCCUUAAUCACUCAUUUACUUUAACUGAUUAGAGCCAAUGUUCUCAGCCAAUUAUGUUUAUUUUUCAUGCUUAAAUGUAUGAUCAGCCAAUCAUAGUGAGGCAUUCCACUGCCAAAAAGGCUAGGGGCCAACCAGAAAUGCCCGUCAUGAUGAUGUAAUGGACUAAAUGUUUGUCCUGGUGAUGAGGUCUUUGCUGGGAUAUUGUCACUUUAAACACAGUGAAACAGAAUUUUGUAAAAUAAAAGCACCGUAUGUUGACCCAAAA